Messenger RNA from Orbilia oligospora ATCC 24927, 972 nucleotides. RefSeq lists its product as uncharacterized. Lineage: Eukaryota; Fungi; Ascomycota; Orbiliomycetes; Orbiliales; Orbiliaceae. The record is from RefSeq and is a predicted model, not a curated record. The coding region runs from base 1 to 972 and encodes 323 amino acids. The transcript is spliced from 3 exons.
AUGGAAAAGUCCCAAGAUGAGGACUAUACUAAAGCGUGGCUAAUUGAAGCCGGCUUAGACGAUGACAUAGAAGCUAGCAUGUUUCAUGAAAUGUUUUCGCAUUAUCGAGAUGGGGUGCAGAAGUUGAGGGAACAUAACAUUCUAAUUGAUCCUGAUAUGGAUGGGAGAUGGAGGAGGGAUGAUGUACUUGAUGAGGAGUGGAGAGAGAAGCUGAACAGUGGUAAAGUCACGACAGUUCAAUUUUAUAAGCUUAAUACCGCCAGAGUUAGCAUGCUGAAGGUUUUAGAGAAUAUUCCAGCGGAGGAAAGAGGGUUUCCCUGUGACAGCCUAAGACUUUCAACUAGCACCACGGAUCUAUUAGAUCCCUCAAUGUAUCCUAUCGUCUACACAAAGACAUUAGCCUUAAAAAAUGGCGAGUUUGAAUCAAUAUCCCUCCCACUAGGACACGUGGAUGAAGGACUUGACGAUCUUUAUUGCUGGCUACCAACCGAAUUCGAAGUCGCCGCGACAGGUGGUAGUACAAAGAUUGUUUCGGACCGGUCAUGGGAUUGGAAUCGGUAUUCUGCACCUCAAUGGGGUAGUUGCGGAUAUGAUCUGCAGAACGAAGUUGGCUGGAGGGAUCUGAAAACCCUUGCGCAACGCCGCCUUGAAGGCAAAACGGUCAAGGUUAUGACGAGGUUGUUGAAAAUAUCUUUAUUAUCAGAAGAUGCUCAUUAUCCCGGUGAUGAGUGGCAUGUGGACGGUAUGAUGAACGAAUUUAGAGUCGCCACUGGGAUCUACAACUAUGCGAAAGAGAAUAUAACCGACUUUUCUCUUAGGAUACGUCACCAAAACUACUACCAUACGAUGCCGUACUAUGAUGGAAUUAGACCUCUGAGGAUAGUUGACGACUAUGCCCCGGCUUUGAUGAAGGUGGAAAUAAUUACUAGCUGGAAAUUGAAGGCUAAUAGUUCUCCAGAUCCUAGCUUAUAA